This is a messenger RNA of Puma concolor (puma), 462 nucleotides long. It is a transcript of the gene EIF5A2, whose product is annotated as eukaryotic translation initiation factor 5A2. Gene Ontology annotation, biological process: positive regulation of translational elongation; positive regulation of translational termination. Gene Ontology annotation, molecular function: RNA binding; translation elongation factor activity; ribosome binding. The record is from RefSeq and is a predicted model, not a curated record. NCBI's taxonomy places the organism in Eukaryota, Metazoa, Chordata, Mammalia, Carnivora, Felidae.
AUGGCGGAUGAAAUUGAUUUCACUACUGGAGAUGCUGGGGCUUCCAGCACUUACCCAAUGCAGUGCUCGGCCCUGCGCAAAAACGGCUUCGUGGUUCUCAAAGGACGACCAUGCAAAAUAGUGGAGAUGUCAACUUCCAAAACUGGAAAGCACGGUCAUGCCAAGGUUCACCUUGUUGGAAUUGAUAUUUUCACGGGCAAAAAAUAUGAAGAUAUUUGUCCCUCUACUCACAACAUGGAUGUUCCAAAUAUUAAGAGAAAUGAUUAUCAACUGAUAUGUAUUCAGGAUGGUUACUUAUCCCUGCUGACAGAAACCGGUGAAGUUCGUGAGGAUCUUAAGCUGCCAGAAGGUGAACUAGGUAAAGAAAUAGAAGGAAAAUACAAUGCAGGUGAAGAUGUACAGGUGUCUGUUAUGUGUGCAAUGAGUGAAGAAUAUGCUGUAGCCAUAAAGCCCUGCAAAUAA